AUGAAGGACGAUGGGAUGACGUUGCAGGCGCUGGUGGAGGAGAACCAGCGGCUGAAGAAGAGGCUCCAAGAUAGCCAAGCGGAGCUCGCGGGGAAGGGGUUCACCUCAACGGCAGUGAUCUCGACGCUGACCGACCUGGCGAGGGAGACGUCAACAAUGGAGGAGAUGCUUCAAGAGUACGAGCACAAGAUCGAGAAGAUGAACCACGAGAUCGCCGAGAACGACAUGUACAUGAGCGAGACGCAGCAGAGGCACGAGCAGGAGAUGGCGGCCCUGAAAGACAAACUGCAGAAGGCACAGGCCGAGGUGACCGUCCUGCAGGAGCGGUGGGCGAACAUCGACAAGCCGGCGGAGCUGACGCCGUCGAAGAUCAUGAAGCCGCGGCUGGUUGUGGAGCUCGAGGCCCAGGUGUCGCGCCUCAAGGCCGAGCUGCGCGGGAAGCACCAGGAGGCAGAGGAGCUGUCGCGGCAGCUGGCGGAGCAGCAGGGGUCGGAGCAGGAGGCCGUCAAGAAGCUGCAGGCCGAGCGCAGGAAGCUGGCGCGGGAGGUCGAGGAGCGCAAGCAGGAGGUGUCGCGCCUGCUGGCGGACCUGCGCAAGGCGCGCCUCGAGCGGCAGGAGGCGGAGACGCGGGCCGAGGAGGCGGAGGCGCGGCGGAAGCAGCAGAACCAAACGCUGCGGGCGGAGAACAGUCGGCUCGGGAAGGCUCUGCUGGCGUCGGAGGAGGCGGCAGCAACCGCGCGCGAGGAGGCCAAGUCGCGGGCCCCGCCGUCGCGCGACGGCGACUCGCCGGUGCUGCGCGCGCGCAGCACGACGCCGCGUCUCGCGCGUCGCACGCAGCGGUUCCGCCGCAGCGAGGCCCUGGGAGGGCGGUUGAUCAAGGACAGCGGGGACUUCCAGGGGGUCCCCGGCUGGGCGUUCUUCUCCGCGACGGUCGGCGCGUUCCUCGUCGGCGUCCGGCUCAUGUGA
Molecule: messenger RNA, 966 nt
Organism: Pedinophyceae sp. YPF-701
Lineage: Eukaryota; Viridiplantae; Chlorophyta; Pedinophyceae
Source: the annotation of a GenBank genome assembly